AUGGUCAACCGACCCUCACAGGCCUCGACACGGCUACACAACGCCACCACGGUGACGAUUGGUACGCUUGUGGUCGACCGACCACCGACGAGGUCGACCGGUGAAGCCCAACCAAUAUCGGCGGGAGCGGCACUUACGGCAACAACGAAAAAAACGGUCACGACUGGGGGCGACCUCACACCCGAGGCGACCAGAGCCGACUGUAUUGGUGGCGGAGUCGACCGCAUGGUAUGA
Molecule: messenger RNA, 234 nt
Organism: Peronospora matthiolae
Lineage: Eukaryota; Oomycota; Peronosporomycetes; Peronosporales; Peronosporaceae
Source: the annotation of a GenBank genome assembly